This is a messenger RNA of Prunus armeniaca (apricot), 399 nucleotides long. Lineage: Eukaryota; Viridiplantae; Streptophyta; Magnoliopsida; Rosales; Rosaceae. The record is from the annotation of a GenBank genome assembly.
AUGAGUGAUUCAUCUUCUUCCAAUUCAAAUUCAGAAGGACACUCUCCUAGUCCAGCACAUGUGAAUCAUAUUUUUGGUGUGUUAAAAGACUACUACCAGUUCAUCCAAUCGAGUAAUCAGCCUGCAAAAAAAUCAGACUUGGAUUGCUAUUUGGAGGAACCUAUCUUACCUUGGAGCCAGGAUUUUAGUGCAUUGACUUGGUGGAGAACUACAGGCGCUAAGUAUCCUACCCUUUCAAAGAUGGCACGUGAUUUUCUGGCUGUUCCAGUUUCUCUUGCAACUUCAUAUGAGGCAUCAUUCUAUACCGAACCAAGGCCAACAUGGGGAUCAGAUCAGCUUAGUAUAGCAUUUGGCAUGGACAUCAAGUUUAUUACUGUUGAAUUCCAUGAUGAAGACUAA